AGAUAAAAUUUGAUGCUGGGACUCUCCUUCUUAGUACACACCGACUGAUUUGGAGAGAUCAGAAAAAUCAUGAGUGUUGCAUGGCCAUUCUCCUUUCCCAAAUUGUGUUCAUUGAAGAACAGGCAGCUGGAAUUGGGAAGAGUGCCAAAAUAGUGGUUCAUCUUCACCCAGCUCCUCCUAACAAAGAACCUGGCCCAUUCCAGAGUAGUAAGAACUCCUACAUCAAACUCUCCUUCAAAGAACAUGGUCAGAUUGAGUUUUACAGGCGUUUAUCAGAGGAAAUGACACAGAGAAGAUGGGAGAAUAUGCCAGUUUCCCAGUCAUUACAAACAAAUAGAGGACCCCAGCCAGGAAGAAUAAGGGCUGUAGGAAUUGUAGGUAUUGAAAGGAAACUGGAAGAAAAAAGAAAAGAAACGGACAAAAACAUUUCUGAGGAACGAGGGGGAAUAAUGUCACUCACGGAGGUGUACUGCUUAGUAAACCGAGCUCGAGGAAUGGAA
Molecule: messenger RNA, 500 nt
Organism: Mandrillus leucophaeus (drill)
Lineage: Eukaryota; Metazoa; Chordata; Mammalia; Primates; Cercopithecidae
Product: vacuolar protein-sorting-associated protein 36-like
Exons: 6
Biological process (GO): protein transport to vacuole involved in ubiquitin-dependent protein catabolic process via the multivesicular body sorting pathway
Cellular component (GO): late endosome membrane; ESCRT II complex
Molecular function (GO): ubiquitin binding; phosphatidylinositol-3-phosphate binding
Source: RefSeq, a predicted model, not a curated record